This is a messenger RNA of Saitoella complicata NRRL Y-17804, 1620 nucleotides long. RefSeq names its product WSC-domain-containing protein. Lineage: Eukaryota; Fungi; Ascomycota; Saitoellomycetes; Saitoellales; Saitoellaceae. The transcript has a single exon. The record is from RefSeq and is a predicted model, not a curated record. Bases 159 to 1517 code for a protein of 452 amino acids.
UGCUAUGCUCCCCUCUGUGGCUUUAGCCGUUGUCUACCGCUCGCGGUCGUCGGACGCUGUGUCGGGUUGUUCGGCGAUUGUAGCUGCCGUCGCUCUUUUCUGCUUCUUAAAUCCCCGCUUGUCUGUCAUCUCAGCUUACCUCACCGUCUAACAUCACAAUGCAUAUCCCAACAGCGUUUGUAUUCUUGAGCGUAAUCGCUGCUCAAGCUUUUGCGAUUCCAUGGCCUGGAAACACCAAGCGCGGGCAGGGCUCUUCAUCCGCUGUGUGGAACGCUGCCGCCUCGCAGUCUCCUAGUGGUCUCGACAACUUUUGCAGCUCGUACAUCUUGUCUACGAAGACUGUGACUACUACUAUCACUCCUACGGUUGCGCAAUUGGGUGCUGGAAAUGCUGCGAUUGCCGUUACCUCCACUUCGACUGCUCUCGCUACCACCACAGCUGUGCAGUACGUCACUACGACGGAAACCGACGUCGUUAUUGUCAAUGAGACAUCGACCUACAUUGUUCCUGUUGAGCAGACCGCUUCGGAGUACACUACCGUCACGGCUACCUCUGUCAUCCCCACUACUACCACCGCCGUCAGCGUUGAAUCAGAUGUCUUGACCGAUGUUUCCGUCUCCACGGACGUCGUCAGCAGCACGACUACCACUACUCUUCCUGUCUCGGUAACUAGGUUCAGCACUGUCCUCACCAUCACCACCGCUUACGCCUCGACUACCACCAAGCUUCAGAACCAGAAGCGGGGUAAGGGCUCGUGCGAUCUCUUCUGCACCUUGACCGACUACAGUGAGCCUUGGGUCUCAGCUCAGUGCAGCGGCUGGUUGUUGCGUCCCAAGACCGUCACCGUCACUAAGACCGCCAGUGUCUCCGCCCGCUCCGUCGCUUCGUCUGGUCCCUUGACAGUCAACGCCCUUGCCGUCUCAACCGUCACCGAGAACGUCACUUCUACGGUUUACGUGACUACCUAUCAAACCACAACCUCCACCACCUCAAUCCCUACCUCCUCCCUCUACACCGACGCAACCGUCACCGAAACCAGCACCGCCACCAUCAACACAACCACCACCGUCACCGAAUCACUCACCUCGACCACAGUCUCCUACACCACCUCCAUUCUCCCCACCACCUCCACCUCCGUCGCCUCGACUCAGACUCUGACAUCCUACUCCACCACAACCGCAACAGUGACCUCCACCAUCAUCUCCACCUCCGUCUCAACCCUCGUUCAAAUCGCCCAACCAACUGGCCAAUGUUACUCCGACGCGUCCUCCCGAACCCUCCAAUACCACCUCGGCGCAAACAACAAAUACGUUCCCUCGACCUGCAAGUCACUCUGUAUCCAAGCUGGCUACAACUACGCCGGUCUCGAAUAUGGAGGACAAUGUUGGUGUGAUUUGCAAAUCAACCCGAUUGCGACGCCGAUUGCGCAGACGAAUUGUAACAUGACUUGCACGGCGGAUACGACGCAGAUGUGUGGUGGUGAUUGGGCGAUUCAGUUGUACUACUUGGGUCAGUGAGAUGUUCAUGUAAAUUACUUACUAUCAUAACUCCUUUAACUUUUUAAUGUCACACUAUAACUAUGAUCAUAUCUCACCCUCAUCCUCCACGCCCCACGCCUGC